UUUCCCCGCCGCCCGCGCCCCCUCCCUCUCCCCUCAUUUAUCGUUCCACAGGGGAGUAAAAAAGCGUUCCUUUUUGGCACGAUUCGCUCAUAGGCGGUGAAUCAUCACAUUCGUCCCCCACAAGAUCGCGAUUUUGGCUUGCUCCCGUAGCGAAGGCGUGGAUUGGCACCUUGCGGAGUCCACAUUCGUUCUUGUCUCCUCGAUUUCCGACUUGUUUCUUGGGUUCUCUUAGCGUGUCGGUCUUGGCGCCGUGAUCUGGAGUCAGGCCGAGGGUUCUUCGUGGGAAUCUGGUUCUGAGCUCCGGAGAGCAGUGCGCUAGGGUUUGAUCCUCGCUCCGAGAAUGAACAUUUGAUGGAUGGAGAUGGUUCUUUCUGAGAUGGCUAGGUUGAUAUGAAGAAAUGUGUAGGAGAUUCAAGAAAGGUGGAAUCUUUAUGCGAUAUUUUUGAGUUCUGAAUACUUUGGGGGAACUGUAGCUUUGCAAGGACGAAUUAUCGAUAGAUUUAGCAGGAGGAAAUCGGUAAUAUCGAUCCGGAGGACUUGUUUCUGAAGGCCAACAAAUGGAGGAAAACUUGCCGGCUGGAAGCAUGAUGCCAGGAGUUUCUUAUGGUGUGCUAGGUUUGCAAGGACACAUGCACAGCCAUCAAGGCUCGAUGAUCCACUCGUCGAUGCAUGAUGCUUUCCCCACGUCAGCCCAGGAAUUUAAUCAUCGAGGAUUCAUGGAUUAUAAUGAAGGAGAACGUGGUAAGACCUGUGUGAGCGAUGAGGAUGAGCCAAGCUUGAAUGAAGAUGGAGUUGAUGGUCAAAACGAGGCUGGAAAAGGGAAGAACGGCUCCCCAUGGCACCGGAUGAAGUGGACCGAUGCGAUGGUGAGGCUUUUGAUAACUGCAGUUUCUUACACAGGGGAAGAUGUUGCUUCUGAGUGUGGUGGCAGGAGGAAACAUGUGAUACUGCAGAGAAAGGGGAAGUGGAAGGCCAUAUCAAAAGUGAUGGCCCAGAGAGGUUGUUAUGUCUCACCUCAGCAAUGUGAAGAUAAGUUCAAUGAUCUCAAUAAGAGAUACAAGAGGCUCACUGAUAUUCUUGGUAGGGGCACAUCUUGCAAGGUUGUCGAGAAUCCAUCACUUUUGGACCACAUGAAUAACCUCUCUGAAAAGUCAAAGGAUGAUGUGAGGAAGAUUUUGAGCUCAAAGCAUCUUUUCUAUGAGGAGAUGUGCUCAUAUCACAAUUGUAACCGGUUGAAUUUACCUGCCGACCCAGCACUUCAACGAUCACUUCAACAGGCACUUAGAAGUAGGGACGAGCAUGACACGAGGAGGAGCUUGCACGAAGAUAUCGAUGAAGGAGAUCAAGGUGCUGACAGUGAUAAUGAGGAAGGUGAUGUUCUAGAGCGUAAUGCAUUGCAUGGUGACUUGGUGGCAUCGUGCUUUCCGAAAAGGAUAAAAUUUGGGGUUGACCAUCAAGAAGUGGUUCUAGGGAACCCUUCAGGUUCACAAAAUUGUUGUAGAAGCCUUCAAUCUCCAGGCUUGACUGUAGAUAUGAACCAAGUAUUUUCAGAAGGAUCUCAAUCCACACUGAUGCAUCACCGGUGUAAUUCCUAUCCACUUCAGCUUGAAGAGAAGAGAUUGUAUAUUCAAGCUCAGAUGCUGGAACUCGAGAGACAACAUUACAAGUGGCAAAGGUUUAGUAAAAAGAAAGACAGAGAACUAAACAGAAUGAGGCUGGAAAAUGAACGAAUGAAACUUGAGAACGAACACCUAUCCCUCGAAAUAAGGCAGAAGGAGUUAGAGUUGGAUGUUAUUUUAAAAAGACAGCAGUGAAUCAUCGUUAUUUGAUGGAAAUGAUUGAAUUUCAAGUGUUCAGUAAGGUAAGCUUACGUGAACCGAGUAGUUAGCUCGUUCUGUAGACUUUGUUUGGUGUUUUUGCAAAACAAUGUACCAACAGGGGAAUUUAUGAUAGUAAUUAUCAAACUUCCUUAUUUUUUU
This is a messenger RNA of Musa acuminata AAA Group (dessert banana), 1979 nucleotides long. RefSeq lists its product as uncharacterized. Lineage: Eukaryota; Viridiplantae; Streptophyta; Magnoliopsida; Zingiberales; Musaceae. The transcript is spliced from 2 exons. The record is from RefSeq and is a predicted model, not a curated record. Bases 558 to 1814 code for a protein of 418 amino acids.